AUGGGAAUUCAAGCGCUUGAACUGAUGCAUCACUACACGGCGAUUGCUCAUCGUACCUUGGCAGUCCAUGAUCAGAUUGCUAAUGUACUCCUACACGAUGUCCCGCAGGAGGCGCUUUCUUGCCCUUUUCUCCUGACACAAUUAUUAUCAUUCGCCGGAUUCCAUAAAGCGUACUUGCAGCCUGCUCGCCGUCAAUCGUAUUUCUUGUCCGCUUCCUUUCAUCAAGCGCAGGCUCUGAACGACAUGAGGCAGACUCUAAUAGAGCCAAUCACACCAAGCAACUGCCACGCCUUGUAUGCUUCUGCCAUUUUUCUGGCUGUCAGUACAUUAGCCAAGCUACCAAGCUACGAAAUAUACAGCCACGGCUUCGAUCCCUUGAACAGGCUGCUCGAGGUUUUUGUUCUGGUUGAUGGCAUGGGCAUCAUUUUGAACUCAUCAAACCACCAUCUUCGAGCCGGUCCACUGCGGGGGCUUUUCGCGAAGCCAUGGACCAAGACCACUCUUUCAAAUCACCUGAGCAUUAUCAGUCGUCAGCUUCCCGCGUUACGAUCCAAGGUCUCUCAGGAUCUGAAGAACUGGGAUGAGGACACACUGAUUGCGAUUGAAGCAAUCGACACCCUCAUUGACAGCGUGGAUACGGUACAAGAAGCGCACACACUUACUGCAUCAGCCGAGCUUCGAGCCGUUUUCCUCUGGCCUAUCAUGGUCUCCAACCAGUAUUUGAUUCUGGCACAGAAACGACAUCCCCUAUCUUUGGUUGUUCUCGCGUAUUAUUGUGUUCUUCUCCGUUUGGCGGAAGAGUAUUAUUGGUUUUUAAAAGGCUGGGCAGGAACCGUCAUGACGCAGCUUUUUCAGGAACUUCACGGCACUCCUUGGACAGAUCUUUUAUCUUGGCCUUUACAAGUCAUUCUAUAUCAUCGUUGA
Molecule: messenger RNA, 924 nt
Organism: Pestalotiopsis fici W106-1
Lineage: Eukaryota; Fungi; Ascomycota; Sordariomycetes; Amphisphaeriales; Sporocadaceae
Exons: 1
Coding region: 1-924 (307 amino acids)
Biological process (GO): regulation of transcription by RNA polymerase II
Molecular function (GO): DNA-binding transcription activator activity, RNA polymerase II-specific
Source: RefSeq, a predicted model, not a curated record